Messenger RNA from Jaculus jaculus (lesser Egyptian jerboa), 1609 nucleotides. RefSeq names its product CD53 molecule (gene Cd53). Lineage: Eukaryota; Metazoa; Chordata; Mammalia; Rodentia; Dipodidae. The transcript has 8 exons. The coding region runs from base 114 to 773 and encodes 219 amino acids. The record is from RefSeq and is a predicted model, not a curated record. Gene Ontology annotation, cellular component: membrane.
AAUAGCCCCAACUUCUGUGUUACUACCCUAUGGUAACCACUUUAACGAUAAUCACUGAAUUCUGCCUAAGGGACUGAAGGACAGUGCCUAAAACAGGCCAAGAAUAUUCCAGCAUGGGCAUGAGUAGCUUGAAAAUGUUGAAAUAUGUCUUAUUUUUCUUCAACUUAUUCUUUUGGGUCUCUGGCUGUUGCAUUUUGGGAUUUGGGAUCUACUUCUUGGUUCACAAUACUUUUGGAGUACUCUUCCACAAACUCCCCUUCCUCACACUGGGCAAUGUGCUGGUUGUGGUGGGCUCUGUUAUCAUGGUAGUUGCCUUCCUGGGCUGCAUGGGUUCUAUUAAGGAGAAUAAGUGCCUGCUUAUGUCGUUCUUUAUUCUACUGCUGAUCAUCCUCCUUGCUGAGGUGACGUUGGCCAUCCUGCUCUUUGUGUAUGAACAAAAGUUGAACAGUUAUGUGGUUGAGGGCCUGACUGACAGCAUCCAACGUUAUCACACAGACAACAGCACCAAGGAGGCAUGGGACACCAUCCAAUCACUUUUGCAUUGUUGUGGUGUAAACGACACGAAAAAUUGGAUCAAUGGCCCACCACCAUCCUGCCCUUCAGAUCCACAAGUUCAGGGUUGCCAUAUGAAGGCACAAGAAUGGUUUUACUCCAAUUUCUUAUAUAUUGGAAUCAUUACCAUCUGUGUAUGUGUGAUACAGGUUCUUGGAAUGUCUUUUGCACUGACACUGAACUGCCAAAUUGAUAAAACCAGCCAGGCUCUAGGGCUGUGACCUGCAACUGUACUUGAAAGACUUGUUUCAUCUCUGGAAAACCAAACUACCUAUAACAUGAACCCUCAAAUUAUCACCUUCCUUGGAAUCCUUGGGUUGGAAUCCUUGUCCUCUUAUCUCUCUCCUUAUUGGGUCCUUGUUUUAUAUAACCUGAGAAGAGGGUAUUGGCCGGGUAUUUCUCAUCUCAAGCACUGAGCAAGGUAACCAUUUACCUCCUGAUGGCAGUAACAAUUUCCUUCAUGGUAAAACACAACUGGGUGAUUUUUAGGCAUGAAAGGUGAAGAGAAACCAUAGCACUAGUGGCUUGAGAUCAAAGGAUAGGUCCAGCUUUGAAUAUAGCUUACUGGUGAAGCACUUGCCUAUGAUAUGUGAGUCCCUGGGUUCAAUGCUUAGUACCACAAAAUUUAAAUCUUUUCUCCUUCCCAUUGCCAAAUCAUUUGCCAUCCCCUAAAAUGCUAAGUCUGCUCUACAAAGUCAUAUAAGAUACAAGCUGAAGGAGCCAGAUUCACUGAAUCAUUGUCACAAGUUUUGACCAUAGGACUUUGUGUUUCCUUCUGACCAUGGCAGCAUUACAUUUCAAUUUCUUUAUUAAAAAGUCUAACUGACUUAUUCUAUGCCUUUCCAGGAAGAAAAAAAAAACACUGAAUAAUUCAUGUCUCAACUGACUUGAGUCAAUUUCUUUGAAUUUUAUAGCCAUGGUACAAUUGAGAAGUACUAAUAUCUCUGGUGUAUUAUCUGAUAAUCACAUUCAGAAUGGCGAUGGGACUAUUUCUCUAUCAAAAAAGGUUUUAAUGUACAAUUUUAACUCUUCAGUAAAUAAAAGUCUAUGAUACCAA